Messenger RNA from Myripristis murdjan (pinecone soldierfish), 1528 nucleotides. Its product is annotated as endonuclease domain-containing 1 protein-like. The record is from RefSeq and is a predicted model, not a curated record. The coding region runs from base 18 to 977 and encodes 319 amino acids. The transcript is spliced from 2 exons. Gene Ontology annotation, molecular function: nucleic acid binding; metal ion binding; hydrolase activity. NCBI's taxonomy places the organism in Eukaryota, Metazoa, Chordata, Actinopteri, Holocentriformes, Holocentridae.
UUUGAGUAUGUGAAGGCAUGACACAUCAGAGAGCGUUUGAGAGCUGGAUUUCACCGCCUUUUGUUAACCUUUACAUUAUGACACCUUUGCAUGGUCUGGCUGUGGCUCUCCUUGCAUUUACUGGAGGGUGGAUCCUGUGUAGAGCUGAUGUUGGGGAUUUCACUCCAUGUCUGCAGUUCUUCUAUAACUCUUGGCCCCCCAAAGGCCUGGCAGGAACCCCAGUCUGCCAGCGUUUUUGUAACCAGUACCAUUUUGCCACACUAUACAAUCGCCAGCGUCGUUCCCCUUGGUUCUCAGCCUACUUAUACAGCGUACCAACUGGGAAGAGGCCAAAAGCUUCUUGGAAGUUUGAACCCCAGUUAGCCUACCCAGCGGCUGAUGGCAACAUGAUACCUUUCCCUCCGGGCCCUGUGGACCAGAAUGUGGUGGAGAGCCAGGCAGUGGAGCUGGACUACAUUAACUCUACCUAUACCCGUGGCCACCUCAACCCAAGCCUGCACCACCAGAGUCACGAGGAUCGCGCUUCCACAUUCACCUUGACCAAUGUAGUUCCUCAGAAGGCAGGGUCUAAUGACGGGCCCUGGGAGGUUUUGGAGCAGACUAUUAACGAAACCCUGGCAGCUUACUGCCUUGGAGAGGCCUACAUAGUGACUGGGAUCAUCCCUUACCAGCAAGAUGAGCCCUGGCUCCACAAUCGUGUGGCAGUUCCUGAAUAUCUUUGGUCAGCCUACUGCUGCCCAAAUUACAACAACAGUCUUCCACAAGAGCUGCAGGAGGCCUUUCCUACGUACGCUGCCAUCGGCCGCAACGACCGCAACAGCACUGAGGAGAUUGUGCCUGUUGAUAAGACAGCUAAGAAAGAGUUCAUGGGAUAUGAUGUGAGGCAGAUGCCACUUGCAACACUUGAGAUGUAUCUGAAGGACAGGUUUGGGACUCUUGUCAGUGUUUUUUAUGAACAGUGCACCGGAUCAGUGUGAUCAUACACUAGUGCAGACACAGCAAAAUAUAGAUUUGUUACCAGGUUGCUGCCCAAUUGUUUUUCCAAAUGGAUAUUAAUUUUAUCUCAUUCAAAUCACACAUUGUGCUCCUUCAGUUUGUACGUGUCCAUGAUCCAAAGUAGAACUAAAACAGACUUGAAGACUCUUUUAGUAUGGGGGAAGACAUUAAUUUAGUAAAAUUCAUGAUGAUUAGUAAAGAUGUGUACAUAUCAAGCAGCCUGAAAAUCUAUAUUUUUAGACCAUAUGUGUAAUGGUAUUUCUUUGUUUGAUAAGCCUAUAUAUGUAUUGUUUGUCCUAGUGUUGGAACUAAAACUACUAAUUUUGCAGCCAUGCUUGCAUUAAAUUCUUUGUACCACUAGGUGAUGCCCUUGUGCAGCACAUUUAGCAUUUGAUAGUAACAGCCAGUUGACGGUUGUUCUCAGGUCAGCCUCUGCUGACUUUAAACUGCACCUAAGAGGAUUUUGGUAUCAAGUUUUUCAAGUUCUGGUGGAUGAGUUCUGAUUGAAAGAAAUGUUAGAAUGAUGUCUUGA